Mus musculus (house mouse) is the source of this 1412-nucleotide messenger RNA. RefSeq names its product preproenkephalin (gene Penk). Gene Ontology annotation, cellular component: cell body fiber; neuronal cell body; symmetric synapse. NCBI's taxonomy places the organism in Eukaryota, Metazoa, Chordata, Mammalia, Rodentia, Muridae. Gene Ontology annotation, molecular function: receptor ligand activity. Gene Ontology annotation, biological process: response to peptide; response to immobilization stress; cellular response to virus. The transcript has 2 exons. Bases 303 to 1109 code for a protein of 268 amino acids. The record is from RefSeq and is marked validated.
AGGGAAGACAGGGCGCCCUCGGAAGGACAGGAUGUCAUCAGGAAAACAGGACUCCCCGUGGGAAGAUAGGAUACCUCCAGGAAGAUAGAAUAGUCCCAGGCAUCACUAGAACAGCAGGAAACACUAGGGUCCAAGCUCUCAUUGAGGCACCCGGGGAGGUUGUUGGGUUGUGGGCGGGGCUCAGGAAAGACUGUCCCUGCUGGUCCUGAUCCACGACCACCCACCCGGCAAGGUUCUCUCUAAGAGAACCUUGUCAGAGACAGAACGGGUCCCUACAGGCGCGUUCUUCUCUCCUACAGCCCAUGGCGCGGUUCCUGAGGCUUUGCACCUGGCUGCUGGCGCUUGGGUCCUGCCUCCUGGCUACAGUGCAGGCGGAAUGCAGCCAGGACUGCGCUAAAUGCAGCUACCGCCUGGUUCGCCCAGGCGACAUCAAUUUCCUGGCGUGCACACUGGAAUGUGAAGGACAGCUGCCUUCUUUCAAAAUCUGGGAGACCUGCAAGGAUCUCCUGCAGGUGUCCAGGCCCGAGUUCCCUUGGGAUAACAUCGACAUGUACAAAGACAGCAGCAAACAGGAUGAGAGCCACUUGCUAGCCAAGAAGUACGGAGGCUUCAUGAAACGGUACGGAGGCUUCAUGAAGAAGAUGGACGAGCUAUAUCCCAUGGAGCCAGAAGAAGAAGCGAACGGAGGAGAGAUCCUUGCCAAGAGGUAUGGCGGCUUCAUGAAGAAGGAUGCAGAUGAGGGAGACACCUUGGCCAACUCCUCCGAUCUGCUGAAAGAGCUACUGGGAACGGGAGACAACCGUGCGAAAGACAGCCACCAACAAGAGAGCACCAACAAUGACGAAGACAUGAGCAAGAGGUAUGGGGGCUUCAUGAGAAGCCUCAAAAGAAGCCCCCAACUGGAAGAUGAAGCAAAAGAGCUGCAGAAGCGCUACGGGGGCUUCAUGAGAAGGGUGGGACGCCCCGAGUGGUGGAUGGACUACCAGAAGAGGUAUGGGGGCUUCCUGAAGCGCUUUGCUGAGUCUCUGCCCUCCGAUGAAGAAGGCGAAAAUUACUCGAAAGAAGUUCCUGAGAUAGAGAAAAGAUACGGGGGCUUUAUGCGGUUCUGAAGCCCUUUUCCAGCAGUGACCCCGACCCCCACUAGCCUGCUCCAUCCCCCAUGAGCAACUGCCUUGUCAAUGAUGUUUCUUGUCACAUGCUGCUUUGUGCUGUACAGUUGCCCCCGUGGUCUAGAUAACUACACUGCCUGAAAGCUGUGAUUUUAGGGUCUGUGUUCUUUUGAGUCUUGAAGCUCAGUAUUGGUCUCUUAUGGCUAUGUUGUUAUCAAUAGUUUGUUACCUCAUCUCUCCUGACGAAACAUCAAUAAAUGCUUAUUUGUAUAUAAAUAUAAUAAACCCGUGACCCCAACUGCA